Phacochoerus africanus (Common warthog) is the source of this 1591-nucleotide messenger RNA. It is a transcript of the gene FGL2, whose product is annotated as fibrinogen like 2. Bases 99 to 1421 code for a protein of 440 amino acids. The transcript has 2 exons. The record is from RefSeq and is a predicted model, not a curated record. NCBI's taxonomy places the organism in Eukaryota, Metazoa, Chordata, Mammalia, Artiodactyla, Suidae.
UUUCUGAGAACAGAAAGCCUGACUCAGGCAGGCAGCUGCUGCUCUUAAAACAGCUCGAGCCGGCAGCCUCCCCUGCUGGGGUGAGCGCCACCGCAGAGAUGAAGCUGUCGAACUGGUGCUGGCUGAGCUCCGCUGUCCUCGCGGCUUAUGGCUUUUUGGUCGUGGCCAACAAUGAGACGGAGGAAAUUAAAGAUGAAGCAGCCAAGGACGCCUGCCCGGUGAGACUAGAAAGCAGAGGGAAAUGCGAAGAGAUAGGCGGGUGUCCCUACCAGGUGAACCUGCCCCCCUUGACUCUUCAGCUCCCCAAGCAGUUUGGCAGGAUCGAGGAGGUGUUCAAAGAGGUCCAGAACCUCAAGGAAAUUGUGAACAGCCUGAAGAAGACUUGCCAAGACUGCAGACUGCAGGCUGACGACAACCGAGACCCAGGCAGGAAUGGACUGCUGUCACCGGGCACAGGAGCCCCGGGAGAAGCUGAUGACAGCAGAGUUAGAGAAUUGGAGAACGAGGUUAACAAGCUGUCCUCUGACCUGAAGAAUGCCAAGGAAGAGAUCGACGGGCUUCAGGGUCGCCUGGAGAAGCUGAGCCUUGUAAACAUGAACAACAUAGAAAAUUACGUUGAUAACAAGGUGGCAAACCUAACGUUUGCUGUCAAUAGUUUGGAUGGCAAAUGUUCAUCGCGGUGUCCCAGUCAAGAACAAAUACAGUCACGUCCGGUUCAACAUCUUAUAUAUAAAGAUUGCUCUGAAUACUACACAAUAGGCAAAAGGAGCAGUGAGAUCUACAGAGUUACACCGGAUCCCAAAAACAGUAGCUUUGAAGUUUACUGUGACAUGGAGACCAUGGGGGGAGGCUGGACAGUGCUGCAGGCACGUCUUGAUGGAAGCACCAACUUCACCAGAACAUGGCGAGACUACAAAGUUGGCUUUGGAAACCUCAGAAGAGAAUUUUGGUUGGGGAAUGAUAAAAUUCAUCUUCUGACCAAGAGUAAGGAUAUGAUUCUAAGAAUAGAUCUUGAAGACUUUAAUGGUAUCAAGCUCUAUGCCUUGUAUGAUCACUUUUAUGUGGCCAAUGAGUUUCUCAAAUACCGUCUACACAUUGGUAACUAUAACGGCACCGCUGGAGAUGCCUUGCGUUUCAGUAAACAUUACAACCAUGACAUGAAGUAUUUCACCACCCCAGAUAGAGACAACGAUCGAUAUCCCUCUGGGAACUGUGGGCUCUACUACAGCUCGGGUUGGUGGUUUGAUGCUUGUCUUUCUGCAAACUUAAAUGGCAAAUAUUAUAACCAAAAAUACAGAGGUGUUCGAAAUGGGAUUUUCUGGGGCACCUGGCCUGGUAUAAGUGAGGCACAACCUGGUGGCUACAGGUCCUCUUUCAAAGAAGCCAAAAUGAUGAUCAGACCCAAGUACUUUAAGCCGUAAAUCACUAAUGCUUAUUCCUCUGGGUAUUCAUUUCCUAAUAGGGCAAUUAAUUCUUUCAGCACUUUGGAAUGUGUUUCAUACUCCUCUUCAUGGCUUAAAACUUAUCUCUGAGCAGUGGGUUCUUAUGCUAUACAGGAUUUGAAAUAAAGCUGAAAAAUAUGCCUUGUAAA